CUUUUUUCAAACUAUUUUCGCGGCGCACCGUUUGUAUAAUCGGGAGAACGUUAGAUGAUCUAUGUUUAGCCUAAGGAAGGCGAAGGAAAUAAUGUCACUAAAUGGAAGUAGAAAUGAAAGAGGACAUGGAAAGAAAGGGACCAGAAAAAGGAGACAAUACUCCAGGGAGGCACUAGAGACAGCUGUAGAGAAAGUAAAAUCUGGAAUGAGCCUUAGAGAAGCAUCCCGUGAGUCAGGGAUUCCUCACACCACUCUACAAGAUCACAAAAAGAACAAAUAUGUCUUGGCCCCUCACCCCAACCUGGCAAUAACCACCGAGGAAGAGACCUCCCUAAUAUCUUAUGUCCUCUGGAUGGCCGACCAUGCGUUCCCUAUCAGCAGGACUGUGGUGAAGGCUCUGGCUGUGGCCAUCAUCAAGGAGAGUGGUCGUAGCACCGUCGUCAAUCUGGAAAGGGGACUGAGUGACAACUGGUGGUCUAGAUUCAGGGCUCGCCACCCUGAGCUGAGCGCCAGGGUGGCCGACCCGCUCCACCGGGCCAGGGUACAGGGAGCUACUCCUGCCGCCAUCAAGGGCUUCUUCGAUGUCUACGAGCCUAUCUUCGUCAGCCACGGCUUAGAACACAAGCCGCACCUCAUCUUCAACUGCGACGAGAUGGGGUUUUCGGACAAGCUCAAGUCCGGGGAGAAAGUUCUCUGUGGAAAAGGCAGGAAACACAUCUAUCAACAACAGAAGCAGCACACCACUAGGGAACAUAUUACCAUGCGCUGCUGUGUGAGUGCAGCUGGUGAGAGUAUCCCGCCUUUUGUAAUCUUCCACAAGUGCCUCCCCAGUACGGCCUAUGCCCUCGAGGGUCCACCGAAGGCCCUGUAUGCUGUGUCCCCUAAAGGCUACAUGGACGCAGAACUUUUCCUGAAGUGGCUGCUCUUUUUCGUGAAGCACGCCCCAAAGGAGAGGCCCCUGGUGCUCGUAGUGGACCAGCAUAAAACUCAUCUGUCCAGGGAGGUGGUCAAGUUUUGCCGGGAAAAUCAGGUGGAGGUGGUCUGUCUGCCGGCGAAUACCCACGUGUUGCAGCCAUUGGAAAUCAGCGUCUUUGGCCCGCUGAAGACUGUGUUCAGCAGGAAUGCUGCACGUCUAGGUCUGGUGCGGGGCGAUCUUGUCAUCGGCAAGAAGCACUUCUCCGCCAUGCUGCGAGAGGCCUAUCCCCAGGCGGUCACUAAGAAAACAUUAUGGCUGGCUGGUGAAGCUGGAGCCGACCACCCCGGACCCCAACGCAGCAACCUCAGAGGCCACUGCAGGAACCCCCGACCCCAAAGCAGCAGAGAGCCCAGCAACGACCACAUGUCUUGUCCCGGGUGGCUGCUGUUCGACCUGCGGGCAGCGUGCCCCUCCCACAAACCCUUUGGUGGCCGCAGGACUCGUCUCUCCAGACCCGGCCAAUGUCCUGGUGCCCCCAGUCUUCCAGACAUCUAA
Oncorhynchus gorbuscha (pink salmon) is the source of this 1471-nucleotide messenger RNA. RefSeq lists its product as uncharacterized. Gene Ontology annotation, molecular function: DNA binding. The record is from RefSeq and is a predicted model, not a curated record. Lineage: Eukaryota; Metazoa; Chordata; Actinopteri; Salmoniformes; Salmonidae. The transcript is spliced from 3 exons. The coding region runs from base 62 to 1471 and encodes 469 amino acids. Gene Ontology annotation, cellular component: nucleus.